Messenger RNA from Pelobates fuscus (common spadefoot toad), 2309 nucleotides. RefSeq names its product nicalin (gene NCLN). The record is from RefSeq and is a predicted model, not a curated record. Bases 164 to 1846 code for a protein of 560 amino acids. Lineage: Eukaryota; Metazoa; Chordata; Amphibia; Anura; Pelobatidae. The transcript has 15 exons. Gene Ontology annotation, cellular component: endoplasmic reticulum membrane. Gene Ontology annotation, biological process: regulation of signal transduction.
UUCCUUUAGGUGUCCGUGGCGUGCCUGCUGGUCUCCCUGUUGCUGAACGAGCUGUCUCUCUUUCUUUAGGGCCCUGUCACCGUAUCGUAUCUGACAUAGUGUGAACGUCCCCGUCUUCGCCUCUUUCUCCAGUUGAUAGGCAGCAGACCACCGGGCCGGCAGAAUGCUGGAAGAGGCAGGCGAGGUGUUUGAUAACAUGCUGAAAGCUUCGCUACCCCUCACGUUGAUCGUUUUUCUGCCGGCAAUGCUGCUCCUUGUGUCGCCCCUGCAGGCCGAUGCGGCCCACGAGUUCACGGUGUACCGCAUGCAGCAGUAUGACCUGCAGGGCCAGAGCUACGGAACCCGUAAUGCUGUAUUGAACACAGAGGCGCGCACAGCAGAGGCGGAUGUGUUGAGUCGACGUUGUGUGCUCAUGCGCUUGGCAGAUUUCUCCUUUGAGCAGUACCAGAAAGCUCUACGGCAGUCAGCGGGGGCCGUAGUGAUUAUUCUGCCCCACGAUAUGGCAGCUCUUCCGCAAGAAAUAGUGCAGCAAUUCAUGGACAUUGAGCCGGAGAUGCUGUCCAUGGAGACUCAGGUACCUGUGUACUUUGCUGUUGAAGACGCAGAGCUGAAUUCUAUUUAUGAGCAAACGCUGUCUGCCUCUGCAAACCAAGGAACAUCAUCUGCAGCAGAAGUACUCCUCCACACAGCCACUGCUAAUGGUUUCCAGAUGGUGACAAGUGGAGCUCAGAGUAAAGCAGUCAAUGACUGGCUUAUAACCAGUGUUGAGGGACGUCUCGCAGGUCUUGGUGCAGAAGACCUUCCUACUAUUGCUAUUGUUGCUCAUUAUGACUCUUUUGGCGUUGCUCCAUGGCUGUCAUAUGGGGCAGAUUCUAAUGGCAGUGGAGUGGCUGUACUUCUAGAGCUGGCACGCCUUUUCUCUCGGCUGUAUACCUACAAGCGUACACAUGCCAGUUACAAUCUACUGUUCUUUGCAUCAGGAGGAGGGAAGUUUAAUUAUCAAGGCACCAAGAGGUGGUUAGAGGAUCAUCUGGAUCACACAGAUUCUAGUCUCCUGCAAGACAAUGUGGCAUUUGUGCUGUGUCUGGACACCCUAGGAAGUGAAGACAGUCUACAUCUUCAUGUAUCUAAACCACCAAGGGAGGGUACCUUGCAGCAUACUUUCCUCAAGGAGCUGGAGAUGGUGAUUGCUACCCAAUUCCCAGAAGUGAAGUUCUCCAUGGUUCACAAGAAGAUAAAUCUGGCUGAGGACACAUUGGCUUGGGAACAUGAACGUUUUGCUAUUCGCCGACUUCCAGCCUUUACUGUCUCUCAUCUUGAUAGCCAUCGCAAUGGUUACCGCAACAGUGUCCUAGAUUUAAGGUGGAAAGUAGACACUGAGAUUCUGUCCAGAAACACACGUAUUCUGGCUGAAGCAUUGACCAGAGUUGUAUAUAACCUCACAGAAAAGGGCGCUCCAACUGAAAUGCAGAUCUUCACACAGCAAAUGAAAGUCCAGAAGGAGCAGCUUGAUGCAGUAUUACACUGGCUGACCAGCCAGCCACGUGCUGCCCAGCUGAUGGAUAAGGAUAGCAGUUUGCUUACCACUCUAGAGUAUUACAUGAGCCGAUACCUGAAAGAUGUGAAGCUUUAUCAUGUGAAAGCAGACAAACGAGAUCCAGAAUUUGUGUUUUAUGAUCAGCUGAAGCAAGUAAUGAAUGCAUACAGAGUGAAGCCAGCCAUAUUUGACCUUCUUCUAGCUGUAUGCAUUGCUGUCUACCUGGGUUUGUCCUAUAUUGCUGUUCAGAACUUUGGCAUUCUUUACAAGCUUGUGCAGAGAGUUUCUUGGAAGCCCAAACAGCAAUGAGGCCAUUGAUUCUUCCGAUUCUGAACUUCGCACGUGGAGCCGUGGAACACCUUUGAAUUGCAGGGGAUGGGGCUUCCAUUAUUGCCUUCAAUAUCCACACAGGACAAAGUGAACCUUGACAUGACUUCUCCAAACAUCGCAUGGAUCACAACUACAGGAUCAAGCUUUCCAGUAACCAGGUGCUUUGGAGAAAAUGGAAUGUGAAAUCUGCCAAAUAGCUGGUGAUAAUGCUGUUGCAAUUCUCUUCUUCUGUAUAUGGACAGGCCCUACCCACAUAAACAUACUCAGGAUGAAAGGAUGGGGUUUAUCAAAUUAUGAUGCCAGGAAUCCCCACUUUUUUAUUUUUUUUAUUUUAGACAAUGCACUGACUUCCCUAUCGGUUUGUUUUAAGAAUAUUUAUGAAUCAAGUUUCAUUGGAUGAGAAUGGCAAAGAACAAUUGAUUGAAUAAAAUUAUACAUAAUA